UCAGCCAGGGCUACACAGAAAAACCCUAUCUUCAAAAAACCAAAACAUAUCUCCCCAAGGCCUUUUUUGUUUCUUGGUUUUACAGUUAAGUUGAAAAACCUGGGCUCUUUCACAGGAUGGCCUAGUCCUUGGGAAGGGAUGUUAAUAGAGGAGGCUUCAAUCCCUGUGAUCCUGCUGGCCUUGGGGAAACUGUCAGCAAAAACCUAGGCUGCCAGGGAAAGAUUCUGUAGACAGGGUAGAGUUGAGGCUACUCUACCACCUUCAGAGGGAAAGGGUAAGGUGGUCCUGGACCAGAGCUGUGAUUGGCCAAAGCUAGACAAUGCCACUGUGAUGUCAAUUCCCAUAUGCUGUGAAAUGGAGACUCCUGAACUCUCUGCCUCAGUGGCGCUGCCGUCCAGACACAGAUCAUGAGUGGUGGGUACGAUCUCAACCUCUUUAUCAGCCCUCCUGACUACAACUUCCUGUGUUCCGUCUGCCAUGGGGUUCUCAAGAAGCCAAUGAGGUUGCCAUGCAGUCACAUCUUCUGCAAAAAGUGCAUCUUCCAGUGGCUAGCCAGACAAAACACCUGUCCAUGCUGUAGACAAGAGGUGAAAAGAAGAAAGAUGGUCCAAGUGAAUAAACUCCGGAAAACCAUUGGCCGUCUACAAGUCAAGUGCAAGAACGCUGCAGCUGGCUGCUUGGUGACAUGCCCUUUGGCUCAUCGCAAGGGUCACCAUAACUCAUGCCCCUUCGAGCUGAUGACCUGCCCCAAUGAGGGCUGCACUGCACGGGUUCUGCGUGGGGUCCUAGAUGAACACCGCCAGCAUUGCCAGCAGGAUGGCCAGCAGCGCUGCCCCUUAGGCUGUGGAGCCACUCUGGCUGCCUCUGAGGGCGAGCAACACAACUGCUACCGUGAGCUACGUGAUGCUUGGGCACAGCGCCACGAGCGCAAUCAGACCCUGCUACUGAGCCUGCUGAGGCGUGUGCGCCGGGUGCACCGCACCACCAACUUCAUCCGCCGGCAGCUGGCACAGUUGGGCGACUUCCUGGAGGAUGACUCCCUGCUUCUGAGUUCCAGGGCACAGGAGACUGAGGUCGCCCCGGAGGCUGAGCUGUGGGGUGUGCAGGGCCAAGAUGUCUUAUAAAGGAAUUAUAUAGACGCUAAGCCCAGGCCUAGCCCACCUCAUA
Molecule: messenger RNA, 1167 nt
Organism: Myodes glareolus (Bank vole)
Lineage: Eukaryota; Metazoa; Chordata; Mammalia; Rodentia; Cricetidae
Gene: Rnf151
Product: ring finger protein 151
Biological process (GO): regulation of canonical NF-kappaB signal transduction
Cellular component (GO): plasma membrane signaling receptor complex
Molecular function (GO): zinc ion binding
Source: RefSeq, a predicted model, not a curated record